AAAUGUGAGCGAGAUGGCGCGAUAAGUCGAUGUGCGAUGCACAGGCAAAUUGCAUGCUGGAUGGUAAACCGGAUAGACGAGACGUGCCUACAACACUGCGCAGUUCAUGCCAACACUCAACAUCCCCGGCUCCACAAGCAAAACGGUCGGUAAAUCUUCGGAAGCGACCACACAAAAAAAAAUCGUCUUUGGGCAAUUUCUAAUAAGUGUAUCUGUCUCGUCUCGCUCGAGGAUCGGGAAACUAUUAAGUCUUUGUUAAACUGAAUAACAGAAGCGGUGAAUGAUUUCUAGCAAGUUACAACCAUCUAGCCCCCUUCAGCCCCCCUCUGGCCCCCCUCUGCAUAGCGAGUAGUACCUCGUGUUUAUUGCGUGAGUCACUGCUUUUGGGAUGAAGUAUAUUGACCUCGUGGAGGACCGGCCAUACCAUUCACAUGUACCCAACACAAAACUGGACCAUUCACUGCUUUCUUCUGCUCCUCGUUUUUAUCGUCAACUUGCAAUAAAAAUUCAGCGGAGACUUUGGACUUGGAAUCAGUUCCUUGUGUAACUCAACGACAGAGUGGCAAGUGCAUGUACUUGGUGGUCCAACUUUGUUUUUCAAUAAACUGAGCGGUUUCGUCAAUCGUCGCUGUGUGAAGUUUGUGUGCAUCGUGCCGUGUCUGCUGGCUGCAGUUGUUUUGUUGUUCUUUUUUUGCAAGAGGAACUGUCUACUCUUAGAUGUUGGCGGUAUGAUGGCUGAGUUGCUGCCAGUAGUAUUCACGGUCAUCGUGGGUCUAACAUUUCCUUAUCUACCCAGCAGUCAGGCUGACGAUAACCCAGAUUUGUUAAUGUCAACGUUAAGAAGCAAGUUUGUGUUUGCCUGUGACAAGGAUCUCCUGACAUUCAAGUGCCCAAACAGCACAGUCAUUACAAUAGAAAGUGCCAACUAUGGACGACAGGUGCCCAGUGAACGCAUGUGCCCAUACAGAUGGAGCACAGUAGGCAGCUAUCAAGUCACACAAUAUCAUGAGAACACCAACUGCAAGGCAGUUAAUUCUCAUCAGGUUAUAGAAAACAUGUGUGAGAGCAGACAAUUCUGCAAGCUCAGGGUUUCCAGCGAUUUGUUUGGUGGUGAUCCAUGUCCUGGAACAAACAAGUACCUAGACGUCACAUAUAAAUGUAAACCCAGUGUAUUUCACAACGUGGUAGUGUGUGAAAACAGCCACAUGAUGCUACAUUGUAAUGGCAAAGAAGUUUUAGCAAUUCACUCGGCUGGAUUUGGUCGACCCAUUGCUGCUAACAUGAAGUGUCCAUCCUUCAGCAUGGAUGAUAUAGAAUGUUCCUCUUCGUCAUCAUUGGAAGAGGUGAUGAAGCGUUGCCAUGGUAAGAGACACUGUACAGUCAAAGCCAGUACUCGCAUCUUUGGGGAGCCAUGCCAAGCUGGAACCUACAAGUAUCUGAGUGUAAUUUAUACUUGUGUUUCUAAGAGGAUAUUUCGUAAGCCAAGGCGAUAUACCGGUGCUGCUACUGUACCCCAGAAUUUUGCCGUCAAUCUAACAACUCCUAGUCCGUCCUUUAGGCCAGACUAUGAUUCACAAGGCGGGACAGCUUACACCAUGACUGAAGCAACUGAUUUCAAUCAAGGGUUUGUCACAGCCAAUGAUAGCUCUGGCACAAUCAGCUCAACUGCCAACACUAGUCUGAGUGAAGGACCUCCCACACGGAAUGAUCAGGAUCAAGCAUCAGGAUUCUUCACUAGUCUGUUGGCUGCCAUAGGCAGUAUUCAAUUGAACACUGAGGUGUUUGUGCUAUACGUCUCUAUUGGCUGCUGUAUUGGAAUCAUAGGAACGUUACUGUGGUGUGUUGUAAGACUGAAAUGUCAGCAUUAUCACUUGAAGAAGAAGAUGGAAGAGUCAGGCACCUCAUCAAAUACAACUGAGGCAAAUAGAACACCUCCUGGGAAUGGUUCAGUGCUUGAAUCAGUUCGACAGGAGAAUAGAGUAGACAUUAAUGAAAUCUGGAAUACUCCGCCACCCUCAGCGUCGUCAGUCAGACCAGAGAACGGCAUCAAUGCAACCCGUCGAUGGGAACAAGCGAGUACAUUGCCUAGGGAAGCACAUACCCUCCCAGCAACACGGAAUCUCAACAGUUACUUCCCCUGACUAGGCCGGGGGUCUCAUCUUUCAGCUCAUGAAUAUGCAUUAGGUCAGGAUGAUGACUCUAUCUGAACUGGCAGGCACAUGAGAAAGAUGGGUCCCAAUCAUGUUCACAAGUCCCUGUCAUAUGUGGCUUCCUAGCUUGGCUGAACUGGACUUGGUUCAAUGACCACAAAUACUGAUCCAUUAAGGCCUGGCCAAUCACUCUGUGAUUGUGCAACUCAAUGUUUGAGGAAUGUCCAACGUGUGCACGUGCGUAUGAUGAAUGUGGCUGGAAUAUGCCAAACAUGCAGAGGCCAGUGUGUUGUUGCCCACGUGCGCAGUGGGUGCAUGAGGGCUUCAUGAUCCAUCUGUUGAUGAGUGAAUACCACGUUGUCAUCAUUAAUAACAGGUGACUGAUAAGACAUAUGCAGGUCUCUUUGAUCAAUUGCACUUGAUGCUCACUGGAUCUCAUGCACACCUCAACUUUCCAAGUGCUCACUCAUUGUCAGCCGACUGUUAAGAUACCUGUAAAUGUACACGUCUUCUAGGAUCAUUGGAUCUGAUUCUCACUGACUCUUUGCCAAGUGCUCCAUCAUUAUCAACUGACUGUUAAGAUUAUGUUUCUUUGAUGAAUGUGCAUGUGAUGCUGACUGGACUCUUUGCCAAAUGCUCACUCAUUGUCAGCAGACCCUUGAGAUGCACAUCUUCAGUGAAUUCACAACUUGCACAACUUCAGUGUCUACUGGAUGCUCUGCCUCAUGGGAUUUGUGCGCCAUGCUCAAGACACUCAAAGUAUGCUUCAUGCUCACUCCAUCCACUUGUCAAUGAUAAGGUAAAGAUAGUAUGUGAUGAUGUCAUUGGUUGAAUACACCACCCAAAGAAUGCAUGCACGUAAGCCCAAGGGGAAUUUGUGAACAAAUUCCUAUAAAAACGAGGCGUGAGGGGGACACGGGAGUUACUUGAUAAUCAGUGCCAUGUUAGACAUCCUAAAGCUACUGCUCUACUUUGGAGACUUUUUGUCUUCAGACCAAAUUUCAGCAUAAACAGAAGUUUCAAUAUAAACUGAAGGUUAAUAUUGACACACAUUUGUUAAUCGAUUCACAUCCACAAUUUAAGUAAAGUUGGCCUCAACAUUCAGAGCAAAUGCUGAAAUAUUCCAAAUCGUACGGUGUUUAGCUGAUUGUGGUUUAAGCUUACUUUUUACAGAUCAUGUUCGAACGUUGACCAAAAAUUGAUAAACAGGGUCCCUAUCAAGCAAACCAAACAUUCCGCAAUGUUUGUAGUUACUUUGCCAAAGUGUAUUAAAUAUUAACUUGAGGUUUUAAAAUACAUGUGAACCACUCCUUAUGAAUUAUUUAUAAAAUUAUAUUUAUAUAUGUAUAUGAGUAAUGUGGUACAAAACUGACUUUUCAUUGUCCAAUAGCAUAUCUUAUACAUUACCAACCUAUACAUACCUUUAAAUGUAGUGUGUAAAUGUUUAACAUGUUUUUAAAUAUUUUAUUACACAAUUUCUCAAAAAUUUGACUCAUAUCAUCAGCAGUU
Molecule: messenger RNA, 3659 nt
Organism: Patiria miniata (bat star)
Lineage: Eukaryota; Metazoa; Echinodermata; Asteroidea; Valvatida; Asterinidae
Product: protein eva-1 homolog C-like
Exons: 9
Coding region: 729-2141 (470 amino acids)
Molecular function (GO): carbohydrate binding
Source: RefSeq, a predicted model, not a curated record